AUGUUUCAUUUGCAGAAAAUUUGGACAUAUGAAGAUAGCUUGCAGAAGGGGUUCAAAAGCAAGAGGGUGCCAAGCAAGGAUGGCUUGAAGGUGUUCGUGGGAAAUGGAGAAAUAGUCAAAAAAACAAUUAAGAACAAAAGAAUCAUGUACACUUUGGCAUACAAGACUUGGACAUAUCUCAAAAGAAAGGAUGAACCUCUUAAGCAAAGAAUCUAUGCUACCACCACUAAAUCACCAUGA
Prunus armeniaca (apricot) is the source of this 240-nucleotide messenger RNA. NCBI's taxonomy places the organism in Eukaryota, Viridiplantae, Streptophyta, Magnoliopsida, Rosales, Rosaceae. The record is from the annotation of a GenBank genome assembly.